This is a messenger RNA of Haliaeetus leucocephalus (bald eagle), 1969 nucleotides long. Its product is annotated as glucosylceramidase-like. The record is from RefSeq and is a predicted model, not a curated record. Gene Ontology annotation, biological process: glucosylceramide catabolic process. Bases 47 to 1582 code for a protein of 511 amino acids. Gene Ontology annotation, molecular function: glucosylceramidase activity. NCBI's taxonomy places the organism in Eukaryota, Metazoa, Chordata, Aves, Accipitriformes, Accipitridae. The transcript has 8 exons.
CCCAGGUGCCCGGCCCUGCAGCCCCAAGUACUUCGGCCGCGAUGCCAUGGUGUGUGUCUGCAACGCCACGUACUGCGACACGCUGGACCCCGUGGUCCUGCCGGCCCUGGGCACCUACGUCAAGUAUGAGAGCAGCAAGGCUGGCAAGCGGCUGGAGCGCAGCGAGGGGAGCUUCCAGCACAGCCUGCAUGCCCCAGGUACCUGCUGCAGCUGGCAGAGAUGGGCCGGACCCUGCCUGUGGCCCACCAUCACACUGGCUUCCCUCCCUGCAGAUCUCGUCCUGGCAGUGGACACGACACAGCGGUACCAGAAGGUGAAGGGUUUUGGUGGCUCCAUUACCGACGCAGCUGCCAUGAACAUCUUUUCUCUGCCAGAAACAGCCCAGGAUCACCUACUGCGCUCGUACUUCUCUGAGGAAGGGCUGGAGUACAACCUCGUCCGGCUCCCUAUGGCCAGCUGCGACUUCUCUCUCCAUGCCUACACCUAUGACGAUGUUCCCUUUGACUAUGAGCUUGCCCACUUCAGCCUGCGAGACGAGGACACAAAGCUGAAGAUCCCCCUCCUGCACCGAGCCUUGGCCAUGAGCAAGCGGCCGCUGUCACUGUACGCAAGCCCCUGGACCUCCCCGACCUGGAUGAAGACCAGUGAGUCCUUUGUGGGGAAGGGCACGCUGAAGGGGCAGGCAGGCGACAAGUACCACAAGACCUGGGCCAACUACUUUGUACGGUUCCUAGAUGAAUACGCCAAGCACAACCUCUCCUUCUGGGCAGUGACGGCGGAGAACGAGCCUUCGGCCGGGCUGAUCAACAACUACCCCUUCCAGUGCCUGGGCUUCACAGCCGAGCAGCAGCGGGACUUCAUUGCACGGGACCUGGGCCCCGCGCUGGCCAACAGCUCCCACCACCACAUCCAGCUCAUCAUCCUGGAUGACAACCGGCUCCACCUCCCGCACUGGGCCAAAGUGGUCCUGGAGGAUGAAGAGGCAGCUCGCUACGUCCACGGCAUUGGCAUCCACUGGUACCUGGACUUCAUUGGUCCCAUACAGGACACAGUGGUGCCCACUCACGAGCUCUUCCCCGACUACUUCAUCCUGGCCACAGAGGCGUGCAUCGGGGCCCAUUUCUGGGAGAGGGAUGUGAUCCUGGGCUGCUGGGAGCGGGGGAACCAGUACAGCCACAGCAUCCUGAUGAACCUGAACCACUUUGUGGCCGGCUGGACUGACUGGAACCUGGCCCUGGACCUGGAGGGGGGCCCCAACUGGGUCAAGAACUACGUAGACAGCCCCAUCAUUGUGGACACCAGUGAAGGCAUCUUCUACAAGCAGCCCAUGUUCUACCACCUGGGGCACUUCAGUAAGUUCAUCCCUGAGGGCUCCCAGCGCGUGGGGCUCAUCGCCUCCAAAGAGUCCAAGAAGGUGGACCUGGAGUACACGGCUUUCCUGCGCCCUGAUGGCGCUGUGGUGGUGGUGGUUCUGAACCGGUCCCUGCAGAACAUCACCUUCGGGUUGGCUGAUACGGUUGGCCUCAUCGCAGCUGUGGCUCCGGCCAGCUCCAUCCAAACCUACCUGUGGAAGCGGCAGUGACAGGGCUGGGACACCCAUGGCUGGCCAAGGGCCAAACUGAGCCAGGCCAGGAGAGCAGCCCCACGAUGCCCACAGGCUCGGGCCUGGGAGCAUGGAGGAGGCGGCUCACCGCUGCCUGUGCCAUGACAGAGCCAAGCACUUGGGUGAGCUAGAGGAAUGAGCCAGGCCAGCGAGCGCCGUGCGCGUGCAGGAGGGCCGGGAGCACCGGUGCCCUUGAGAUGGAGAUCGCACAGGCUGUGACUGCUGUUUUCUGCUGCUCUGACAUUAAAUGCUGAUGCUGCCUUUAUGUCUGCAGCUGGAAGAGAAAUGUCCAGGUCCCUCCCCUGCUCCUGGGUACCACCUGGGCACAGAGCCCGUGGGGGUCCCAAGAGCAGUCCAGAGCACCUG